This is a messenger RNA of Astyanax mexicanus (Mexican tetra), 1388 nucleotides long. Its product is annotated as aldo/keto reductase. The record is from RefSeq and is a predicted model, not a curated record. Bases 218 to 1192 code for a protein of 324 amino acids. Gene Ontology annotation, cellular component: cytosol. Lineage: Eukaryota; Metazoa; Chordata; Actinopteri; Characiformes; Acestrorhamphidae. Gene Ontology annotation, molecular function: aldose reductase (NADPH) activity. The transcript has 10 exons.
CACACGCCCUCGGUGUAAGGUUCAAUGAUUAACUGUUAAGAUAAAGAAAGUGAGAGAAGUCAGUGGGGAGAGACUUAGCAGUGAAACAUAGAAGAAAGAAAAAAAGAAAGAAAGAAAAAAUAGCAGAACUUGAGUAAGAAACAGUAGGAAGACAGGAAGGACCAGCCAGUCCACUCAUCUGAUAUUUGUUUGGUGCUGUAAAUAAAGCUAUUCCCCCAUGGAGGAGAGCGCUGAACAGCCAAGAAAGAUAGAACUUAAUGAUGGCACGUUCAUGCCACUGCUGGGGCUGGGAACAUGGAAGGCGAAGAGCACGAGUUCAGAACAGUGUCAAGCAGCCAUUGAGACAGCAAUAGCUGCUGGCUACCGUCACCUGGACACAGCCCACAGCUAUCAGAAUGAGGUGGAGCUGGGAAAAGCCCUCCGCUCCAAGAUCCAGCAGGGCAUCAUUCGACGUGAGGACAUGUAUAUCGUGAGCAAGCUGUGGUGCACUUAUCAUGCUCUUGAGGACAUCCCUGUUUGUCUCCAGAAAUCUCUCAGUGACCUGCAACUAGACUACUUGGACCUGUACCUGGUACACUUUCCUGUGGGGCUUAAGAAAGUUGGUGAUGAGCUCUUUCCAAUGAAGAACGGACAGCUUCUCUCAACAGACAUAGACUAUGUGGAUGUGUGGAGGGGCAUGGAGGCUUUAAGGGCUUCUGGAAAAGUGAAGAGUAUUGGUGUGUCCAACUUCUCUAUCGAACAACUUGAGAGGCUGCUGUCUGUGGCUAAAGUCUGUCCAGCUGUCAAUCAGGUAGAGCUUCAUCCUUACCUGGUUCAGUCUGAUCUAAUAGAAUAUUGCAAGUCUAAGAAUAUAGUUCUUGUGGCCUACAGUCCCUUUGGCUCACCAGACCGACCCAAAGAGCUUCAAAGAGGAGACACAGACCCUAAAAAGCUGUUGGAGGACCCUGUGAUUGGGAAGAUUGCUGCAAAGCACAGACGGACUCCUGCACAGAUUUUAUUACGGUAUCAUAUUGAGCAGGACAUUGCAGUGAUUCCAAAAAGUGUUAAACCCAACCAUAUUCUGGAGAACACAAAGGUCUUUGACUUCUACCUGCCUGAGGAGGAUAUGAAGGCACUCAAGUCUCUAAAUCGUGGCUGGAAGGCCUGUACCUUGGAACAGUUGGAGUCCCAUCCUUUCUACCCUUUUAAGUGAACCAUUCUGUAUAGAAGAUACACAAGGAUGUUGCCGUCACUGCUGCUGUCCAAAACAGAUGAACAAAUCAUUUUCUUUCGUCUGACUGCAAGAUUUCAUACAAUAUCUAUGCAAACUGUGAUCCCAUAUACCAUUGUGGUAGUCUAAGGCUGCUAGAUUCUCAGGUCUAAGUGAAUAAAAUCUUUUUAAACAGUGA